This is a messenger RNA of Echinococcus granulosus, 888 nucleotides long. RefSeq lists its product as hypothetical. Bases 1 to 888 code for a protein of 295 amino acids. Lineage: Eukaryota; Metazoa; Platyhelminthes; Cestoda; Cyclophyllidea; Taeniidae. The transcript is spliced from 5 exons. The record is from RefSeq and is a predicted model, not a curated record.
AUGGCUGACGCGGGAAGUCGAUCUGCGGAAGCGCCCGGGACGACGCUCAAAAGAGGAAGGAGGCUAUGUAAUACAAUGGUGGUUUAUCCCUCUGCACUGCUUGAUCCGCGGCGUGUGGGUGAAGGUAGGCGGAUCCAUUCGAAGUCCCAAGAGAAUAUAUGUAGACGGUGUGUCCCGGCUAUCAUCGCUAUUGCUGUCGCUGUGAACUUUGCGAUGGCAAAAGACGUUAUGUCGAACGUUCUUGGUGGUCGGCUUGACCUCACUGGAGGUGGUUACAUGGGUAAUGGGUACAACGAUUCCAUGAAGAAGCAUUACGGCUUCAUUGCUUUUCGUCCACAGAUGUCCUUCAAGGUCACACAAGAUACUCCUAAUCAAGAUGGCAGGAGCUCGGCUUGCUGUGUGCAGGCAACGAAGGCAUCGAAUCCAAGCCCGUGGGACACUUAUUUGAGGCUUGAAGCCGGCCAAAGGGAUGAAAAUGUAGCUUUCUGCUUUUUGCGCGGUUACAGCUACUCUCAACCACAGGGCACAGUAUUUGGAUCCCUUUUCGGCACCCUUUUGGUGAUAUUUGGCAUAGGAUUGUUGGCCUACUCCUGUUUUCUCCCACGUCGUUGCAAGCGAUCACCAUCGGAUGUAGACGAGGUUGACAAGGUUCCAUCGUCGCCGCCGCCACCACCACCACCACCACAGGAUUUUGUCACCGUGGGAGCUGGGCACCUGCCUUGGAUUUGCACGUACCCACCUACCCGACUCCCAUCCCAAAAGCUCAUCCAUACCCGUGAUCGUUGUGCUGAGUUCCAUAUUGAGACCUUGCUAAAAGUCGAAGCCUCCGUAGUGAGUCUUCGUGGACUCAGCCAUUCACUGCAGAUGCUUCUCCUAUGUGGAGCUUAG